Molecule: messenger RNA, 1539 nt
Organism: Thermochaetoides thermophila DSM 1495
Lineage: Eukaryota; Fungi; Ascomycota; Sordariomycetes; Sordariales; Chaetomiaceae
Exons: 1
Coding region: 1-1539 (512 amino acids)
Biological process (GO): proteolysis
Molecular function (GO): aspartic-type endopeptidase activity
Source: RefSeq, a predicted model, not a curated record
AUGCGAUUUGCUCCCGCCCCGCUCCUGGCUUUGGCUUCCGGGGCAUUGGCACGAAAUGUUGUCCAGUUCAAUGUCACCAAGGGCCCGCCGGGAGUCCGAAUUGGCAGCGUAUCGUACCUGAACCGCCGGGGUACAUUCGCCGAGAAUCUGAUCAACAAUGUUGCCGGCGGCGGCUACUUCAUCGAAGUGCAGAUUGGUACCCCGCCCCAGCCGGUGACCAUGCUGCUGGACACCGGGAGCAGCGAUGCUUGGGUCUUGAGUCGAGAGGCGGACCUGUGCAAGAGCCGAGAGUUGCAAGAACUCUAUGGGAUGACGUGCGCUGGCACCUACAAUCCCGACAAGAGCUCAACUCACCACAUGGUUGAGCGCAAUGGGUUCAAAAUCGUCUAUCUUGACGGCAACUCCGCGUCUGGAGAUUACAUUUCGGACGACUUUAUCAUUGGCGACACCAUGAUCAAGGGGUUGCAGAUGGCAUGCGUCACCAAGGCUGUUAGGGGGACCGGAAUUUUGGGGCUUGGUUUUAGCGAGAAUGAGAAGGCUAAAGCCAAAUACCCCAACAUUAUGGAUGAGAUGGUGAACCAGGGCUUGAUCAGAUGUAAAGCCUACUCACUCUACCUGAACGACCGUCGGACCGACUCAGGGAACAUCCUCUUUGGCGGCGUCGAUCUCGACAAGUUCAUCGGCCAGCUGCAGAUCGUGCCCCUGUACAAAACAAACGGCUCCAACUACACCUCCUUCGAGAUUGCCUUCGACGGCGUCUCCCUCAUCUACACAAACGGCACGACCAUCGAUGUCAGCACCUCCAUCCUCGGACACGCCGCUCCCGCGGUGCUCGACUCAGGUACUACCUUCUCCUACCUCCCCGAUCCCAUGACCAGACCCAUCUACUCGGCGCUGGGCGCCAUCUACGACCCCGACCUCCGUUCGACCAUCAUCGAUUGCAAAUACCUCACCUCCGAGCCUAACCUUCACCUCACCUUCCACUUCGGCAACACCACAGCCGGCACAGCCGCCACCAUCUCCGUUCCUGUCUGGGAAAUGGUCCUGGACAUCCUCCCUGCAAGCUACACCCACCCAGGCUUCACCCGGCCCUGCUUGUUCGGCAUCCAAAGCACAGCCGCCAUCGAGUCAGUCGGCACGGUCAAGGACUCGUCCAACUUCACCCUGCUGGGCGACACCUUCCUGCGCAGCGCCUAUGUUGUCUACGACCUGACUCAUCACCAGAUCGGCCUGGCCCAGGCCAACCUUAACAGCAGUACCUCUACCGUCGUCGAGCUGCACUCCACCGGAACCAGCCUGCCCAAUCUCAGUGGUGUGCCUUCCCAGCAGACCACUUAUACCCCGACCCCGACCCUGUUCCCCUCCCGCUCUGGGUCGGAGGACCCUAACUCGGAGGAGUCCAAGAACGCCGCGGCCCCGGCUGUGGGGGUGAUGGAGCUUCCGGGAUGGGGGACGUCCGGGGGAUUGGGCGAAAUCUUGAGCGUCGUGGGCAUGACGGGAGCAUUUGCGCUUUUCGGUGGGGCGCUUAUUGCGUUAUGA